Orussus abietinus is the source of this 2624-nucleotide messenger RNA. RefSeq names its product adipocyte plasma membrane-associated protein. Gene Ontology annotation, molecular function: strictosidine synthase activity. The record is from RefSeq and is a predicted model, not a curated record. The transcript is spliced from 5 exons. The coding region runs from base 431 to 2170 and encodes 579 amino acids. NCBI's taxonomy places the organism in Eukaryota, Metazoa, Arthropoda, Insecta, Hymenoptera, Orussidae. Gene Ontology annotation, biological process: biosynthetic process.
AUGAACAAUCUAACGCUUUAUUUCCGUUAAUUAAGUAUAGUAACUCAUGCUAUAUGAGGCAUGUCAUACUUUUUUCGGUUAAAUAAUUGUGUGAAAUAAAAUAGUACGAUGCCGGGUAGGAUUGAGUAAGAAGCAGUAAAUGUGGACUGACUGACGCGGUUCUCCGCUAGCGCUGUUUCACGCUGGCGUUUUAAUCGCUUUCAGCGGUUAGCAACGGCGGUGGUAAUGUUCAAUAUCUCUAUUAAUUUGCGAUAAGAGGGAUUAAACUUUAUCUCCGGGUGUCAAAUUACCCUUUGGAAUCUGCUGAAAAAGAUAGAAAGCUGCAUAGUUCUUUAGUCGGUACAAAUUUAAAAGAGGUACUCGUAACUGUGAACGACUAUAGAGAGAAUCAGCAUUUCUUCACCGAGUACAAGGUUGAUUCACCGACGAGAUGGGGUAUUUGAAAUCCUUGGGGACAGGUUUCGUGUAUAUCAUCACAUUCCUUGCUGCAGUUACAUUUAUACCCGGGCUUCCUCCAGAUGUUGAAUUCUCCGAGUACAGCAUAGUAAAGCCAAAAGACCUUCCCAAUCAUUUAGCAUCGAAUGAUAGAUUAAAUGAUGCUGAAAUAUUGUUUACUGGCAAAUUAAAGGGUGCGGAAGCAUUUGAUUCUUAUGGCGAUGAACUUUAUAGUGGAAUAUAUGGUGGCCAUGUAAUUAAAUUUGACAGAAACAGAUUUGAUCCUGUUACUAAGUUUGGUAAAGCUUGCGAGGAUUUUUGGGAACUGAUAAAAUGUGGACGACCUCUGGGUUUAAAAUUUGAUAAGCAUGGAGCACUAUAUGUUGCCGAUGCUUAUUAUGGAAUAUUUAAAGUUGAUGUCAGAACUGGCAAAUAUGAGAAAAUUGUAGAUCCAAACGUUCCUAUUAAAGGAAAAGUACCAAGAAUAUUCAAUUAUGUUGAUGUGGCAAGUAAUGGAGAUUUAUAUUGGUCAGAUUCAUCUAGUGACUUUUCUUUACACGAUGGCUUUUACUCAAUGUUUACAGCUCCAUCUGGCAGAUUGAUUCGUUACAAUGCAGCAACUAAGAAAAAUGAGGUGCUUAUUGAAAAUCUUUUAUUUGCAAAUGGCGUCAAGUUAAGUCACGAUGAGAGCUUUGUCAUCGUAGCAGAGACAUUUCGAUCUCGCAUCAUGAAGUAUAAUAUCAAAGGACCAAAAACAGGGCAGCGAGAGGUAUUUGCAGAGGGAUUACCAGGAUUACCUGACAAUAUACAUUCUGAUGGAGGCAAGGGCUUCUUAGUUGCUUUAGUAUCUACUGCAGAUACUGAGCAUCCACAAAUAGUUCAAUCAUUGACGCCUCAUCCAUAUAUUCGGAAACUGAUUACGAGAUUAGUUACAUUAGCAGAAGCACCGUUUAAGUUGCUUGAAGAUGUUUACCCAAAUUACUAUUCACGACGAAUUGUUUACAUGAUAGGUUCAUUUGAACCUUUAAAUGGUCUGUUUGGUAAAAAAGUUACUGUAUUGCGACUUGAUGAAACUGGAAAAAUAAUUGAUGCUUUGCACAGUACGGAUGGUAAAAUUUCUACAAUCAGUUCAGCUUUUAUCCAUAAAGGCUAUUUAUGGCUGGGAUCACCACACAAUGAAUUUAUUGCUAGAGUUCCAUUGAAACAAGCUUUUCCUGAUUUAAGCAUUGAAAAGGAACAAAUUCAUAAAACACAAGAUCAGCCAAUUUGGGUAUCAACUAUAUCAACAGAACCACCGACCAAAGCAACUCCCAAACCACCAAGUGCAGCUUCUAAGGCAGUACCUACGACUCCAAAACCAAGCCAAUCGACUACCACUACAACUAGCAAACCAACUAAAUCUGACAAGGCAACUACUACUAGCAAGCCAACUACAUCUAACAAAGUAACUACAACUAGCAAACCAACUUCUACAACUAAUAAGCCUUCUACAAAUUCUGCCAAAGUACCUGAAUCCGAUAAUGAUUCAAACUCAAAAAUGAGAAAAGACACGAAGGCGUCUAUUGGUAAACAAAAUGACAAAUCGAACAAGCAAAAGGAUGAAAAAGAUGCACGUUCAGAAACUGUAUCAUCAAAAACAGGUUCGGGAAAAAGUCAAAAUAGCAAACAAGAGAAUGCUGCAAGUGCGGGAAAAGAUUCAAAAAACCGACCUGUUCAGUCGAAUGAACUGAAGUGAAGUAAAUCGACAGAAGGGUGAUUCACAUAUAUGAAAAAUAUAUUCCAAUUUCAAGAUACAGGAACGUACAGUUUCAAUGACAGUGUGACAAUAUCUCUCACAAAGGACUUUAGUCUUAAUACAAAACAUUCCAUGAUUAUUAUUCCAAGGAAUUUCACAUGCAGAUGUACUGUGGAAUUAAAAUCUUCAUAUACUUUAUUUUGAAUUAUUUUUGAGUUUUUGUGAAUGUCGACUGGUAAGUGAAUCUCCUACAGGUGCGCUUCUUAUAACAGCCAGAACAUGAAUAACCCGUCAUUUAAACUCGUAAAUAAUACUGUUAUGGACUAGGAAGUCCUAAAAAAUAUCUACUCUUUUAGUCAUUGUGAUCUGUACCUGUAAAUAGGGUUAAAAGUAAUAUUGGUUGUGUAAUCUUUUUCUAUGCGAAGUAAAUAUAAAUAUAUUUACAUAUCCUGUA